Molecule: messenger RNA, 2667 nt
Organism: Cyprinodon tularosa
Lineage: Eukaryota; Metazoa; Chordata; Actinopteri; Cyprinodontiformes; Cyprinodontidae
Gene: pus10
Product: pseudouridine synthase 10
Exons: 19
Coding region: 423-2057 (544 amino acids)
Biological process (GO): tRNA pseudouridine synthesis
Molecular function (GO): pseudouridine synthase activity; RNA binding
Source: RefSeq, a predicted model, not a curated record
CUUUGGCAGCAGAGAUGUUGCUGAAGCGGAUCUGGGCCGGCUUGUCGCGGUCCACAUACGCCCCUCCUUUGUUGCCCCCUUUCGGUAUCGCCAUGGCUUCAGGCAUUUCGUCUAAAUAUCCGAUGGGAAAUAUUGAUAUUAGGCUUUAGAUGUGAAUGGAUGAAGGCUCGUGGCUAAAAAACCGCGGUUCGGCCUCGGAUGGACUUAGAUUGAGGCGUGAUCCCCGGGUGCCGUUAGAAACUUCCAGAGCCACCGGCUGCCACAGAGGAAAGGAAGGACCCGGCUGUCAAGACCCCGACGCAUGGAGAUGACGUAAUCAGGCAUUUGGACUGCGGGAGCAGGCAUGCAGAAAGCGCCUCACUGAAAAGCAAAUGCUGCUCGGCUUCUUUCUACUCUUGUCUCCAGAAUAAACUCCGUAUCGGAUGACAGUGAUGUUGCCUCUGAAGGAGAAGGAUAAACCCAUCGUCAAGAAGCUGCUGUCAGCUGGCUGCUGUGCUCGCUGUGUCCUCAGGUUCUGCUGCGUGAGCGUCCAGGCUGCGUAUCGACAAGCACAUCAGGAGACGCUUAAAGAACUACAGGCUUUCAUUAAAGAAAAGGAGACCAAUGAAGUUCAGGAUUCAAUGCCUCAAACCUCCACCCAUGAGAUCCUCAAAUCCCAUGAUGCAGCGUUGUCUAUAGAUGUUGAAGAGCCUCCCUGUAAAAGAGCUAAGCCGGAUCCCACAGAGACUGAUGGGUCAGAGUCAGGUUCUGCCGCCCUGGUCUCACCAAAGAACUUGGACCAACGGGUCUGUGUGGUGUGUUUGGGAAUCCUUCAGGAUUUAUGUGGCCCAGCUCAGGCAAAAAAGAUUGCUGAGACAGUGAAGGCCGAAAACUACCAGUUUGACACGCUGGUCCUGUCCGUCUCUCUGCCUGCGCAGCUCUGUGUGCGUGAGCACUCCUGUUGGCUCCACGUAAAGAAGGAAGUCAGAGAGAAGGGAUUAGUGCUGGACAAAGAUGAUGUCAUCCAGGUGAAAGAGGCCUUCAAGUGGAUCAUACAGGGUUUGGUCGCAAAAGAGCUCGUCGGCGUUGCUGUGGUUGGUAAGAGCCCAUUUGAGGUUGGCGUGGAGUUCAUCCACCCAGAGACGGAGUCCGACUGCCACUUCCUAGCUAAAUCCUGUUCUGAUUGCUUUAAACCCACCAAGAACAAACAGUCGGUGUUCACCCGCAUGGCCGUGGUCAAAGCUCUGGAAAAGAUCUCUGACGCUGCGUUUCUACAACAUUACCCCUGUCCUCCAUUAGAGGCGAGCAGCGGCUGCACGCCUCAGGACAUCCAGUGCCUUCACGUGUCUGUCUUCAUAGCAGGGAGGUAUAACAAGUUCUGCCGCAGCCUGCCACAGACUCCCUGGGUGAUCGAUGGAGAGAGGAGGAUGGAGUCGUCUGUAGAGGAGCUGAUCGCUGCUCCGAUCCUCUCUGCCUUCAGAGCUGACGGAUUUAAUUUCUCCUCCUCGGGCAGAGAGGAUGUGGAUGUCAGAACUCUGGGAAACGGACGUCCGUUUGCCAUGGAGCUGCUGAAUCCACACAGAUGCCGGUUCAGCAAAGCGGAGAUGAAGCAGCUUCAGGAGACCAUAAACGAGUCCUCAGAGAAAGUCAAAGUGAGAGACCUGCAGAUCGUAACCAGAGAGGCCAUGAGUCGGAUGAAGGAGGGAGAAGAAGAAAAGACCAAGUCGUACACGGCACUCGUCUGGACCCAGAAGGCCAUCGAGAAAGAAGACAUCGCCUUUAUUGACGACAUCAAGGAUCUGACUCUGGACCAGAAGACUCCUCUACGGGUUUUGCACCGACGGGCGUUGGCCAUCCGGCAGAGGGUCAUCCACAGCAUGAACGCCCGCUUCGUUGACCCGCAUCAUUUCUACCUUGGACUGAAAACACAGGCUGGAACCUACAUCAAGGAGUUCGUCCAUGGAGACUUUGGCCGCACUAAACCCAACCUGUGUCAGCUGCUGAAGACGGACACCAACAUCCUGGAGCUGGACGUGGAGUCAGUGGAUGUGGACUGGCCCCCACCCAUACCAGAGUGAAAGACAGUCCCCCUCCCCUCAUGGCUCAGCUCUGAGCGGACUGGUUCUGGUGCGGCUCGGCACUGGACUGGCCUUUUGAAGUGCUGCUGGGAGGCUGGAUGAUCUCGAUGUGGGAACGUGGCGCCUUCCUCCGUUCUGCUCGUUUUUGGCCCGGAUGAGUUUUUCUGUUUUUGUGGACGUAGCAAACGACCGAACCUCGAGUUUGAUCAUCGGUCUAGUUCUGUUGUAAUGAGCUGAAAUCGGGUCAUUUUUGUAGCCGGGACCAUUUAAAGCUGAAUAAAGGUUAACCUCCUGGUCCAACUGAGGCAGGUUCCCCAUCAGACGCUCACAAUGACGCUCUGUCAGAGAAAGGAGUGUUAUGCUGGAUUUUGUAUCUCAGUUAAAAAGUCCAGCUGAAGCAUCUAAAUCCCAGUUUCUUUUCUGUGGGACUUAAAAAGUCUUAAACCUUUAGAACAAACAUUAAACCUGUGGGGUGGAUAUAUCCACAUUUAUUCCCUCCCACCAGUCCAACCUUAAAUCUGAACAGAUUUAUUCACUAAUGAAAUUGUUUUUUUUUUCAUUAAGAGCGGCAAACUUACUCCUCCCUAAUAAAGAUCAAAUCUUAAAUUUA